Molecule: messenger RNA, 4518 nt
Organism: Heterocephalus glaber (naked mole-rat)
Lineage: Eukaryota; Metazoa; Chordata; Mammalia; Rodentia; Bathyergidae
Gene: Kcnk2
Product: potassium two pore domain channel subfamily K member 2
Biological process (GO): potassium ion transmembrane transport; stabilization of membrane potential
Cellular component (GO): plasma membrane
Molecular function (GO): potassium ion leak channel activity; outward rectifier potassium channel activity
Source: RefSeq, a predicted model, not a curated record
CUCUGCCCAGCCCGCGGCGUCCCUCCCCUCCUCCCGCGAUCCCGUUCCUCCCGCGCGCCCCACGCCCCCCCGCGUCCAGGCCCGCUCGCUGCCCACCUUGUAAAACAAAGCCGGGGAAAAUGCCUGCCCGUGCUGCUGGGAGCGCGCAGCCCGUCUCGGAAUAAGUGAGUACAAUGGCGUGUUGGUAAAAAAAAAAAAGAAAAAAAAAAGAAAAAAAAAAGCUUCAAGUCCGUCUUUUCCCAAAAAGCAUUUUGAAUGCUGCAUGCCCCAUGCUUCCCAGCGCCUCGCGGGAGAGACCCGGCUACACUGCAGGAGUGGCGGCACCCGACUUGCUGGAUCCAAAAUCUGCUGCUCAGAACUCCAAACCGAGGCUCUCAUUUUCCACGAAACCCACAGUGCUUGCUUCCCGAGUGGAGAGUGACACAGCCAUUAAUGUUAUGAAAUGGAAGACGGUCUCCACGAUUUUCCUGGUGGUUGUCCUCUACCUAAUCAUCGGAGCCACCGUGUUCAAAGCGCUGGAGCAGCCUCAGGAGAGUUCCCAGGGGACCACCGUUGUGAUCCAGAAGCAAACGUUCAUAUCCCAGCACUCCUGUGUCAACUCCACUGAGCUGGACGAGCUCAUCCAGCAAAUAGUGGCAGCAAUAAAUGCAGGGAAUCCCUUAGGAAACACCUCCAAUCAAAUCAGUCACUGGGACUUGGGAAGCUCCUUCUUCUUUGCUGGCACUGUUAUUACAACCAUAGGAUUUGGAAACAUCUCACCACGUACCGAAGGCGGAAAAAUAUUCUGUAUUAUCUAUGCCUUACUGGGAAUUCCUCUCUUUGGUUUUCUGUUGGCUGGAGUUGGAGAUCAAUUAGGGACCAUUUUUGGAAAAGGAAUUGCCAAAGUGGAAGAUACAUUUAUUAAGUGGAAUGUUAGUCAGACCAAGAUCCGCAUCAUCUCCACCAUCAUCUUCAUCCUGUUUGGCUGUGUCCUCUUCGUGGCCCUACCCGCGAUCAUAUUCAAGCACAUAGAAGGCUGGAGCGCCCUGGACGCCAUUUAUUUUGUGGUCAUCACCCUGACGACCAUUGGGUUUGGCGACUACGUAGCAGGCGGAUCAGAUAUUGAGUAUUUGGACUUCUACAAGCCUGUCGUGUGGUUUUGGAUCCUUGUGGGGCUGGCCUACUUUGCCGCUGUCCUGAGCAUGAUUGGGGACUGGCUCCGUGUCAUAUCUAAGAAGACAAAGGAAGAGGUGGGAGAGUUCAGGGCCCACGCUGCAGAGUGGACAGCCAAUGUCACGGCCGAGUUCAAAGAAACACGGAGGCGGCUGAGCGUGGAGAUCUACGACAAGUUCCAGCGAGCCACCUCCAUUAAGAGGAAGCUGUCUGCAGAGCUGGCGGGGAACCACAACCAGGAGCUGACCCCGUGCAGGAGGACCCUGUCGGUGAACCACCUGACCAGCGAGAGGGAAGUCCUGCCUCCCUUACUGAAGACUGAGAGCAUCUAUCUGAAUGGCUUGACGCCACACUGUGCGGGUGAAGAGAUCGCUGUGAUCGAGAACAUUAAGUAGCCCUCUGUCUGGAAGAGCCUUAGCCCUAGCCUAGGUGAGGACUUCUGUGUGCGCUUUGUGACUGUUGCUGGUAGCAGUUUAAACCUUGUGCGUGAGCUCCCAAGGGAAGCCAGUAGAUACACCCAUCAUGGCCACCUGCCACCGAGAAUGGAACCCUGAGCCAGCGCUCUCUUUCUGAGGAUGCUUGUGGGACGCUCUGCUCCCUUUGACCAGCAGAAGGACGAGUGCUGUCCGAUGCCUUUCUGUGCCCAGACUGUUUUCCUCCCCUUUCCCCUGAUGUGCCGUAAGGCCUCGGAGUGAAUGGGAACCGUUUUUGGUAAUGAUGUAGCUUGGAAGGAUCAGUCUCUACCUUCUCAGGGUCCACCUAACUGAGCCUAGAUACGGACCAUUUCUGGAUGACAUUUCUUUUUGUAAAUGGCAAGAAAUUCUUAUGCAGCCUUUUACCUAAGAAAUUUCUGUCAGUGCCUUAUCUUACGAAGAAACAGAGCCUCUCUAGCUCACACGCGUGUGGUUUCUCCUUCCCGCCCCCCAGGCUCACCUCUGAGGUUGAGGCGGAAUCGCACCCCUUGCUGGACACAGUGUCGGAGGACUGAGUCGUUCAUCCCUUAAGAAGGGACAGAUGCCAGAUUAGGACAGUGAAACAGCACUCAGAAAUUAGUGAUACAGGCACUGCCCAGAAAGGUGCGGAGGGGGCCCCUCUGAGUAUUUAUUUGACUCAGGUACCAGUGGUACAUGUGUACGGUGUAAUGGUGUAAUUAUUACCAAGCCGGUAGCCUUGGCUGCUCACAAACUGUCCCUUUUUUCCUGGCAGUAUUUGGAAUCUAUCAUUUAUUAAUAACUAUACAUUUUUUAAAAGCAGAAGAAAGUUCAUAUAUAUAUAUAUAUAUAUAAAUGAUCUGAUGGAAGAAAAUUGUUAAAAAUAGGUAUUACUAGAGGGAUCUAAAACAGUUGGUAUAAAUUCAUCCUCAUGAGAAGAAAAUAGCAAAACUAUGUGUUACAAGUAUUUGCUAAUAAACAUUAUACUGCCAGCUUCUUUUGCUUUGUGAUGUCUGAAAGGCUAUGAUUCUCGUUCCUGAGUGACUUUUGCCAAAUGAAAGGAGGCCCUGCUCAGUGAGUGGAGGGACAGGCCCAGCCUUCCGGGGUCACUUUGUCACUGCAUUGUGAUGGCACAAGCUGAAGCUGGGAUCACUGUGAUUUUGCACAUGGAAAAAAUACAGAUUACAGGCUUAAUUCAUCUCUGGCAUUAGAGAAAAUGCUGUUAUAGCACAAUUUAAAUAUUGAGAGUCUUUUUUAAGAUAGAAAGGCUGAUAAUCCUUUUUAGUUUAAUGUUAUACCUUGUAAUUCUUUAGAUGUCCCCCAGAUUCAGAAAAAAUUCAGUAAAUGCACCCAGUAUAAAGCUACCCUUUCUCUUUAUUUUCAUACUUAGAUCUGCUGUUCAUUGAUAAUUUUUAAAUUGAGGAAGGAAAAUGAUUUCCCUGAAUAUAAUUGCAAAGCAGAGUUCCUUUACUUUUUCUUGAGAGUUGGGGUAGGAAUAUCUGAACAAGUGGCACUCAGAUGAGGGCCUUAAGAAAAUAAACCAGAAUCUUUACAGACAAACCAAGAGAUGCUUAUUUUCCCAAAUUUAAAUUUAAGGUAGAAAUGUAAAUACUCAGUUCACUUGUUGAAGGUACUUUUAUAAAUCUAAAAAAUUCUAACCAAAAUUUUACAAAGUCAGGCUCUUUUAGAAAGAAAGCUACAUUCAUCUCCUCAGUCACUGUUUUGAAAGUUCAUAUGGUGGAAUGCACCAUGUAUAAACUGUGAAUUGUAUUGAUGAAUAAAGUUUGUAAUUAAAGUCAGCAUUUUCUGAGUGUCCUGCUUGCGGCUGAGAACGUAGAUCUGAUUCUAGCUAAGGAGAGCUAGAGGAUGCCACUUUUCACACUGAAUUUUUGUGGCUCUUUCAUUCAAAAUAUUCAAGAAGUAUUUUUGAUGUAGUAGUAAUACCCUUAGCAAGUACUCACAAAGUAUUCUUUUUUUGGAGGCUAUUAAUAAAAAGUAAAGAUGCCGAAAUUCAUUUGUAAAAUGCAAUAUUUGAAAUAGCAUAUAAGCUCAAGAACGUUUCCAUUACAUUAUAUUUUUAUAUCAUAUUUUAUCGUUGUCACUGAAGUAGCCUGAAUGCUGAACAUAACCAACUGAUUGUUUUGUUGUUGUUAGAAAAAGAUAAUAAAGCAUCCUGGUAGUACUGUAGCUUAAAGUAGGCAGUUGCCAGCUAGUCUUCUAGACCUUAUACCUCAAAUACAUGAACUAUUUAUGUUAUCAGCAUCCCACAUAAAUGUGCUGAUUCAUUCUUAAACCACAUUCUUGAUGCUCAAUAAAGAUCUGAAAACUGGCCCUGACAUUGUCCUUACCCAUAUAUUGCAUCAAUUGACAACACUUUUAUAUUGUCAAGAUUUAAUUAUUAACUCUUACGGGAAGAAUAUUGGUAGUGAUCUUGACAUAGCCUGGAAUUUUCUAGUCAGUUUACUUUUCUCGUAAGCCAUUGUAAGAGUAAGUAGUUUUGCCUUGAAGAAAAAUUAAAUAUUAGAACCAGACAGAAUCGGUAAUACCCUGAUUGUUGUUCUCAGACAUGGAUUCUAGGUAAUGCUCUCUAUCCAGCCUCAAACUACUAAAGGUAAAAGUGAUUCUUUUAGAUUUCCUUCUCUUUUUUGCAGAGAUCUGUAUUCUUUCUUCCAUAGUUUAUGCCACACACUUUUUUCCCAGUAAUAUUUCACCUUUGCAAUGAAGGAAAAAGAAAUUUCUGAAGCCAAAGGGAAUUGAAUAGUGUGCAUCUUGGCUUUCCAAAAAAAAGAAUAAAGAAAAAAAAAAAAGAAGCACUGUGUAGGGCUUUGUUUCUUUCUCAAAUUCCAUGUAAUAUGUGACAUAUAAGAGAUCUCAAAUCCUAUAUAUGUCAAACAUCAGUAUAAUUCUUUGAUUCUUGAGUCAGAAAGUUCUAAAA